Molecule: messenger RNA, 4206 nt
Organism: Planococcus citri (citrus mealybug)
Lineage: Eukaryota; Metazoa; Arthropoda; Insecta; Hemiptera; Pseudococcidae
Gene: Cht7
Product: chitinase 7
Exons: 17
Coding region: 280-3726 (1148 amino acids)
Biological process (GO): chitin catabolic process; carbohydrate metabolic process
Cellular component (GO): extracellular region
Molecular function (GO): chitinase activity; chitin binding
Source: RefSeq, a predicted model, not a curated record
AUACUUCUUGGAGACUAGUUCAGUUGGUGAUUGUAUCUCUGCGCGUAUUUUACUCCGACGCUAAAUUAAACCAUAAUUCUAAUUACCAAUAUUGAAACGAGUUUUUUUUUCUUUCUCUUCUGUUUCUCUAUUAUUAUGUAGUGGCCACAAUAAUAACGCGGUGAACGAAUUAACCUUUUACAGGUUUAUCGCGAGUGUGGUGCUUAUGGACGCUUUACCAUCGAUACCAUUUCUUAUGAUUUCUUAAUUUUGGUGCAAAAUUCGCCGAAGCGCGUAAAAAUGGCGAAAAGCGUUCGGUAUGACUUCAAAACAGCCACAUCUUUAGCACUCGUCAUCAUUGUGAUAAUCGCCUUCAUAUCGCCGCCAGCUUCCAGUCUACAAACCAAUGAAAGAAAACGAUACCGACGACCUCAACCGGCUCAAAACAGAUCUCAAGUCGAAGACAACAUUAUCCUACCAGAAACACCAGCACCAGAGACCAAAACGACCUACAACAGAUCGAAACUUUUCCACAGAGAGAAACCCGCCAUAAAAAACAAAUACGUUGGCCUACCGAAAAACACUUCCUCAGAUCUUGAGUCAGCGGCUACCGCCCAUAGACCAACCGUAUUACGCAGAUACUCGACUAAAAUCGAAUCGACGAGUAAAUCGAGCGAUAUCGACGCGCAAGAAAGCACGCAUAAGGUAACCAGGCUGAAUUUCCUCAACAGACGUUCCAAGCCAUCGGAACCGACUCAAGACUCGGAUCAAGAAACAUCCGCUAGCAUCACCAGGAACAACAUCCAGCGACGUAUAUCGAAACCUAGUCACGGUAAUUCGUUGAACGAUGCCGAAACCGCAGAACAGGAAACUACAUCGGCUGCCAGUCGUAUGAAAAUAAGAAGGCGUAUUUCCAAGCCCGCAGAUCAUGGUAAUUCUGCCACUGAGGAUACUAAGUUAGACGAUUACGAAUUCGCUACUAGUAAUCGCUUCAAAAUUAGGACCAAGUAUACCAAUACCACUAGCAGCCUGAAGAAAACUGCCAUAGAUACCAAAGAAAAAGAUACCAAUGAUGGACACAAGAUUGUCUGCUAUUACACGAAUUGGUCUCAGUAUCGUCAAAAAAUAGGAAAGUUCAUGCCAGAAGAUAUUGAUCCGGAUCUGUGUACGCAUAUCAUAUUCGCUUUUGGAUGGAUGAAAAAGGGACGUUUGUCUUCGUUCGAAUCAAAUGACGAAACUAAAGAUGGCAAAAUUGGACUCUACGACAAAAUACAAAACUUAAAAAAAGCCAAUCCGAAAUUGAAAACGUUGCUCGCUAUUGGCGGUUGGUCUUUCGGUACUCAAAAAUUCAAGGACAUGUCGGCGACUCGAUACACCAGACAGACGUUCAUAUACAGCGCAGUACCAUAUUUAAGGAGUCGUAACUUCGAUGGACUUGACAUUGACUGGGAAUACCCUAAAGGAACUGACGAUAAAAAAAAUUUCGUCAUGUUAUUAAAAGAACUUCGUGAAGCGUUCGAAGCCGAGGCUCAAGAAGUUAAGAAACCCAGAUUACUUUUAACCGCUGCAGUUCCUGUUGGCCCUGAUAAUAUUAAAGGAGGAUACGACGUGCCAGCAGUAGCGAGUUAUUUAGAUUUUAUUAACGUUAUGGCGUACGAUUUUCAUGGAAAAUGGGAACGUGAAACUGGACACAAUGCUCCCUUAUAUGCUCCUUCUUCCGAUUCCGAGUGGAGGAAACAACUGAGCGUAGAUAACGCUGCGUCUCUUUGGGCUAGACUGGGAGCUCCCAAGGAUAAAUUGGUCAUCGGUAUGCCAACUUAUGGAAGAACGUUUACCUUAGCCAAUCCGAGUAAUUUUAAAGUGAAUAGCCCCGCGAGUGGAGGAGGAAAAGCUGGCGAAUACACCAAAGAAGGAGGAUUCUUAGCGUAUUACGAAGUAUGCGAUAUGUUGAAAAAUGGCGCCACUUACAUUUGGGACGAUGAAAUGAAAGUACCUUACGCAGUAGCUGGCGAUCAAUGGGUUGGUUUCGACGACGAACGAUCCAUUCGUAAUAAAAUGCAAUGGAUCAAAACAAACGGUUACGCCGGAGCCAUGGUAUGGACCGUAGAUAUGGAUGAUUUCACGGGCACGGCUUGCGGCGGAGACGUCAAAUAUCCUUUAAUCGGAGCUAUGAGAGAAGAAUUAAGAGGUAUUAAAAGAGCAAACAAUGCCAAAGACGUGGACUGGAAUAAAGUAGCCAAAUCAGUGAUCGUAGAAACUAUCACUAAGCCAUCUCCUAUUAAAAUUGAUGUAAAUGAAGUUUUGCUCAAAGCUAAAUCUACUCCUCCUUCAGUGGCCAUUCAAACUUCUGUGAUUCAAAAUGUGCGACCUCCUCAAGUUUUAUGUUACAUGACGAGUUGGUCUCAGAAGAGACCUGGUUUGGGAAAAUUCCUACCUGAAAAUAUCGAUUCUUCGUUAUGUACUCACGUCAUAUAUGCUUUCGGAACACUCAAAGAUAACCGAUUGACUAUUGGCGAAGAAGAUGAAGGUGAAAAUUACGCUAAAGUGAUCGCCUUAAAAGAGAAGAAUCCAAAUUUGAAGAUUCUUUUAGCCAUCGGAGGAUGGGCCUUUGGUUCAACUCCAUUCAAAGAAUUAACCAGUAACGUGUUCAGAAUGAAUCAAUUCGUUUACGAAGCCAUAGAAUUUUUAAGAGAAUAUAAAUUUGAUGGUUUAGACGUAGAUUGGGAGUAUCCAAGAGGAUCUGACGACAAACAAUCUUACGUAAGUUUAUUAAAAGAAUUACGAACAGCUUUCGAAGGAGAAGCCAAAACAUCCGGCCAACCUAGGUUGCUUCUCGCUGCCGCUGUUCCUGCAAGUUUCGAGGCCGUUGCUGCAGGAUACGACGUACCAGAAAUAUCGAAAUAUUUAGAUUUCAUAAACGUAAUGACUUACGACUUUCACGGUCAAUGGGAAAGACAAGUGGGUCACAAUAGUCCACUGCAUCCUUUAGAAAGUGCUACUAGUUACCAAAAAAAACUCACCGUUGAUUACAGUGCGAGAGAAUGGGUGAAACAAGGAGCGCCUAAAGAAAAGUUAAUGAUUGGAAUGCCAACUUAUGGACGCUCUUUUACGUUGGUAGAUUCGACCAAAUUCGAUAUCGGUUCGCCAGCAUCUGGUGGCGGAACGCCAGGAAAAUAUACCGGUGAAGCUGGAUUCAUGUCUUAUUACGAAAUAUGCGAAUUUUUGAGAAUCGAAAACACAACUUUAGUUUGGGAUAACGAACAACAAGUACCAUUCGCUUAUCGCGGAGAUCAGUGGGUUGGUUUCGAUGACGAAAGGAGCUUGAAAACCAAAAUGACUUGGCUCAAAGAAGAAGGUUUCGGUGGCAUCAUGGUCUGGUCAAUCGACAUGGAUGAUUUCCGAGGAUCUUGCGGACCCGAAAAGUACCCUUUGAUGCAAGCCAUGAAACAAGAACUCGAUGGAUAUAGCGUUAAAUUAGAAUACGAUGGUCCCUACGAAUCUUCUAGUCGAAAUUCCUUGUAUACCACUAAAGACCCCCAUACUGUUUCUUGCGAAGAAGAGGAUGGUCAUAUUUCGUACCACCCUGAUAAAGCAGACUGUACCCAUUACUACAUGUGCGAAGGAGAACGUAAACACCAUAUGCCAUGUCCCUUGAAUUUAGUUUUUAAUCCGAAAGAAAACGUUUGCGAUUGGCCUGAAAAUGUCGAAGGCUGUAUGCAUCACACUCCAGCUCCUCCGACCUCGUAAAUUUAUUUAAUCUACAAUUAUUUUCUUGUCUCAAAAAUAAUGUCAAAGAAAAAGGUAAAAUAUAUCCACCCCACUGAUUAAAAAUAAAAUCAACGAGUUGGAUUAAGUAUUACCUACGUAUAAUAGGAGUAUUAUGUUGUUUUUGUAUACCUAAUUUAUUUAAGGAUUUUUUUUUCAUUUUUGUUUACCAAUUACCUAUUUUGUACAUUCAACUGUCUACCUGCAAAAACACGUAUAGAUUCACAGUUUGUCGAAAGUCAAGUGUUGGUAGUCUACCCGACGAUGCGAAGGAAAAUAGAUCUAAAUCUAGAAUUGUUUGUUUUUGUAUUAUAAUAAUGUGAGUACCUGCCUAAGAAAUGAAUCGUAUGUAUUUUUUUGAGAGAUUUAGUCUUUUUCAGCAAAGCAUAAUUGUUCGUUUGUUGUCUUUUUUUAUUUAAAUAUGUACCUAUUUUUUACUUAAAAUAUAAUUUAAUACAAAAA